AUGGACUGGAUGUGGACGUUUGCUGUGUGUUUGGGACUUGUAUGUUCAGCUGUGCCGGGUUUGACUCAAGAUUCAUCCGAGACAUUGUUUUUGAUCUCAGGACCAGAGGUGGUGCAUGCUGGGACACCCACUUCGUUGGCUGUCACUGUCCUUGCUAACUUCUCUGGCAGGGUAAUGGCUGAAGUGAAAUAUGACAACAACAAAAUAUCCCAAACUGAGGACUUCCAAGGAGGUUUGACCAGACUUCUCACACUCCCUCCUAUUUCUGCCUCCACAACCCAAAGUUCCCUCUUAAACUUGACAGUAAGGGGCUACAAGGGGAAUGAUCUCAUUUUCACCAACACCACCACCCUCAGCUUCAACCCCAGGAAUGUCUCCAGUUUCAUUCAAACUGACAAAUCACACUACCAACCGGGUCAUACCGUUAAAAUCAGAAUUGUGUCUCUCCAAUUAGAUAAUCGCCCAUACAAAGGCAGAAUGGAUAUCUCUGUACAGGAUCCCGGUGGGAACUCUGUGGACAGGUGGAAGUCCACAGGGAAUCUGGGGAUUGUAUUGCGGGAAUUCAGUUUAUCCCAGACAUCUCCUCUUGGACAGUGGGCGAUCACAAUCACAGUGAAUGGCGUGACUGAUAAGAAAACAUUCAUUGUGAAGAAUAAUGGUAACAAACUUCCUCGCUUUGAGGUGCUGGUCAACAUGCCAACACAGGUCCUGGUUGGAGAGGACAUUACAGGAACAGUGAGAGCCCUUUACCCCAGUGGACAACCUGUACAGGGAACACUGGCUCUCUCUCUUACUCUGGUGCCUGCUAUGAACCAUUCAACCCCUGCACUCAUGCUAACACAAACCAAAGAGAUCUAUGGGUCAACACAGUUUUUCUUCAACAAUGAUGAGCUUCAGGCCUUACAUACUUCAUCAGGGAUGGAUAAUGAUGGCCAUGUUGUAGCAUAUGUUACUGCUUGCCUGAGCUCCACAGGAUUUAAAGUCAACAAAACUGUUGAAGUUCAUCUUAUGAAGAAUACAUUCCAGCUUGAAUUCUAUGAUUAUCCACUUUCACUAAAGCCUUCUUUACACUUCUCAACAAAACUUAGAGUCUCUAGAUAUGACAGAAAGCCACUGAGCUUACAGGAUCAAUUUUACUCUGCUGUGGUUGAAGUCACUCAGUCAACGUCCAUGAUGAAUACAACAACUAUGACACUUCCAGUGCCUGAGGAUGGGAACGUUCACAUUCAAUUUAAGUUACAGGCUCAAGUAGUGAUGGUUUUUAUUCGGGCCAGAUUCCACUCCAGUGAGGAGAUUCUGAAGGUCCACAACAACUUCUCAUCUCCUAGCAGCUCAUAUAUUCAGAUCUCCCCAACCUUAUCUGCACAGAUUGGAUUGACCCUUCAAUUAUAUGUGGAGAGCACCUUUGAGCCAAUUGAGCUUCACUAUGUGGUGAGCUCUAGAGGACAAGUGGUGGCUGCUGGAACAAAGACUUCCUCGUUUUUUUCUCUGACCCCAACAGUGUCUUGGUCCCCUGUGGCCUUUGUUACUGUCUACUGUAUCCUCUCUGAUGGAGAGGUCACCAGCGACACAGCACAAAUACCCAUCAACCAACAUGGAUAUGUAUCUCUAAACUGGAACAAUGAUGAAGCCCAACCAGGUGAGCAGGUAUCGCUGACAGUAACUGUCCUCGAACCCAAGUCCCAGGUGGGAGUGAUGGUAGUGGGGAUGCAUGACGAAGCUCUGCAGGUUGACCUGGACUUAAAAGUGAAACAGAAAUCUGAUAUUAUUAUGCUGACCAAUGCCAGACUGUAUAAGAAAAAGCACCUUGAUGGAACUAAAGAAGAUGGAGAUGCCUUCAUGGUGGAGAAGUACAGGAGCCACUGGCUGGAUGCUAUUGAAUCCUUUCUGUGGUUAGACGUUAAUGUUAGUAAUGAAACAUGGAGGAGUGGAAACAUAAAAGUACCAGAUGGUGUUACUUCUCUGGUAGCUGUAGCACUGGUUAUGUCAGACAACUUGGGUUUUGGCUUCACUGCUGUGCCACAAAAGUUGUCAGUGUCCAAAGAUUUCUCCUUGUCUCUUGAUGCCCCAUCAUACCUCAUCAGGGGAGAGGAGUUAGUGUUGGAUGUGCACAUCAUCAACCAUUUGGAGCGGGACAUAGAGGUCAUCCUGCUGCUAUCACAGAGUGAGGCCUUUGAGUUUGUUUUGGCAGACCGAAGUGAUGUCUCUGUCUUAAGUGCCCAAAAAUUUACCUUAGGGAGUCACAUGUCUGCCUCAGCCCUGUUCCCUAUAAGGCCUGUGGCUCUGGGUGAGAUGGAAAUAUCUGUGGAAGCCAUAUCUGCAAAUACCUCAGACAGCCUUGUUUGGAGAAUGCUUGUAAAGCCUGAGGGAGUUGAACAGUCCUUCUCAAAGACUCUAUUUCUGGAGCUGGCACCAUUGAAGCACAACAAUUCCAGAUCCGUCUCCUUCUCCUUUCCAGCAGAUGUGGUACCGGGCAGCCGGAGGGCCCAUGUGGCAUUGGUUGGUGAUAUUUUGGCCUUGUCCAUCCACAACUUGGAUUCGCUAGUUCAGCUGCCUCUUGGAUGUGGGGAGCAGAACAUGAUCCACUUUGCUCCAAGUAUUUAUGUUCUCCAGUACUUGGACCAGUCAAGACAGGAUGAUCAAGAGAUCAGACGCAGAGCCCUGGAUUAUAUAAUGAAAGGAUAUCAGACAGAACUGUCCUACCAACGAGCCGAUGGUUCCUUUAGUGCUUUUGGAGCCAGUGGCACUACUGGUAGCACAUGGCUGACAGCCUUUGUGCUAAGGUGCUUCCUCCAGGCUCAGCCCUACAUGCAGAUAGACCGGAGUGUCGUGACCAGGGCCAUGACCUGGCUCUUACGUCACCAAGGGCCCCAGGGAGAGUUCAGUGAGGUGGGGAGGUUGAUCCACACGGAGAUGCAGGGAGGACUGGAUAAUGGUCCUGUGGCACUCACUGCUUAUGUGCUGAUGGCGCUACUGGAAGACGACAACUAUGCGGUCAUGUUUCCAGCCAAUGUGUCACUGGCCCAGAAGUACUUGGAGAGCAGAGUAUCCAGUGGAGUGCUCAGUAACUACAGUCUGAGUCUGGUGGCGUAUGCUUUGGCUCUGGCCAAGAGUCCUGUGGCUGGUACUGCUCUGGAUGAGCUGACCAGGAGAGCUGACUACAGAGAUGGAGUCAUGAUGUGGAGAUCGUCUGCUGGCCUGGACUCACAUGACUGGCAGCCUCACUCAGUGCAGAUUGAGAUGGCCUCGUAUGUGGUGCUGGCUCUUUUUCAGCGUGGCAAUUUGGUGGAGGGCAUUUCACUCAUCAAGUGGUUAAGCAAGCAGAGAAACCAUCUAGGGGGCUACGGGACCACACAGGACACAGUCAUUGCCCUCCAGGCUCUGGCUUACUAUGCUGCUUUCAGUGGUGCCAGUGCCAUUGACCUCAGGCUGAAUAUAUCUGUCCCAGCGUCUUCAUUUGUGUCGGGCUUUCAAAUUAACUCCACCAACUAUCGGAUGUAUCAGAGCCAAGAGAUUAAUGCUGACAAAGAUCUACACCUAAAUAUAUACAUGGAAGGAAGAGGGUUCGCCAUAUUUCAGAUUAAUACCUUUUACAAUCUGGAGAGCAAAGCAUUUUCACAGAAAGUCCAGCAUGCCACAGAUGAGGAGGCUUUCUCACUAGGUGUGAAUGUUACUGUUGAAAAAGACCACUAUCACACAACGUUAUUAAUAUGCAUGAGAUUAAAGAACAAUCAGGUGAUAUCUCAAACAGGCAUGGUUAUAUUGGAUGUGGGUAUGCUCAGUGGUUUCAGUCUUUCCCCCAAUGCUGCUACCCCAACAAGUCUUAUCAGGAAGAUGGAGAUACUGCCUGAGAAAGUCAGCCUCUACCUCAAUUCACUUACCAAAUCAGAGGUUUGCAUCAGUCUUCCAGUCAUCAGAGAUUACAAAGUGGCCCGUGUACAGGAUGCUGUGGUGCAGGUUUAUGACUAUUAUGAACCUACGAGAAGAGCAAUAAGGACUUACAAUUCAGACAUCCUGCACAACAUGCACUCCUGUUUCUUCUGUGGUGAAGACUGUGAUAAUUGUAGGCCAGGAGUCUCCAUCACUGUGCCCUCCCCACUUCAAUCUCAUUCUAUAAGUAGUUCCACCUACAGCUUAAGUUGCCUGUUUCUUGGAGCCGUCCCAGACAGUUCUGCUAGAGACGGGAGACGAAUCCAUCCCAGACAAAGGGGACUCCAGGGGAACAAAGCGCGGCUGAAGGCCCACUCAGUCAUCGUGCUUGACAGAAGCCAUCCCUGA
This is a messenger RNA of Scomber japonicus (chub mackerel), 4278 nucleotides long. RefSeq names its product CD109 antigen-like. Gene Ontology annotation, molecular function: endopeptidase inhibitor activity. Gene Ontology annotation, cellular component: extracellular region. The coding region runs from base 1 to 4278 and encodes 1425 amino acids. The record is from RefSeq and is a predicted model, not a curated record. The transcript is spliced from 33 exons. Lineage: Eukaryota; Metazoa; Chordata; Actinopteri; Scombriformes; Scombridae.